Molecule: messenger RNA, 1653 nt
Organism: Cokeromyces recurvatus
Lineage: Eukaryota; Fungi; Mucoromycota; Mucoromycetes; Mucorales; Mucoraceae
Product: kinase-like domain-containing protein
Exons: 2
Biological process (GO): protein phosphorylation
Molecular function (GO): ATP binding; protein serine/threonine kinase activity
Source: RefSeq, a predicted model, not a curated record
UUCUUUCACACCUUAACAAAAAGGAAAAAGAAAAAGACAAACUCUGAAUUGUUAGAAGCUUAUCUUUAUCAAUGUCUCAAAGGUACAAUCGGUCGAUCUUCCCUUUUCAGAGAUUUUUUAUCUAUACAAAGAGAUGAGGAUAGAAUCAUCUCAAAAUCGGCUGUACGUCAACUUGUUUCACAACAACAUCAUCAUGUAUCACAAUCAUCAUCUAUUCAUCAUGAAAAGCGAAUACUGUGUGAAUCUCUACCACCUUCUCCUCCAUCUUCAAUUUCUAUUACUCAAUUUCCUGAUUAUCAAGAAGAUUGUCCUGAUCGUCAACAUGAGAUAAUACCUAAAAAAUCAAAAUCUAUUCAAGAUUAUCAGUUUAUUAAUGUACUUGGGAAAGGAGCUACUGGGAAGGUCAUCUUAGUUAAGGAAAAGAGUUCAAAUGAUAAUCAAUUAUUUGCUCUAAAGGCAAUUACAAAAUCAUGGAAUAUUACAAAAAGAGAAGUGAAUCAUAUUCGUAUGGAACGUAAUAUUUUAGCUACCAUUUCCUCUCUUCAUCAUCCUUUUUUAAUUCAAUUACAUUCUGCUUUUCAAGAUCAACACAGUCUUUAUCUAGUAUUAGCUUAUCAUGCAGGUGCUGAUCUCGCUACCUUGUUACAACGCUAUAUCUGUUUCCCUCCUGAACAAUGUCGUCUCUAUGCUGCUGAGAUUGUCAUGGGCCUACAAGAGUUACAUCGAAAUUUUAUCCUUUAUAGAGAUCUUAAACCUGAAAAUGUCUUGUUAGCAGCGGAUGGGCAUAUUGUCUUGACUGAUUUUGGAUUGUCCAAGAUGUUUAAUGAUAAUAACCAUUUUGAUCAUCGUACAACCACCUUUUGCGGCACUCCUGAAUACUUGGCUCCUGAAGUUAUCUUGCAAGAGGAAGAGUAUUCCUAUGCUGCUGACCUUUGGAGUUUAGGUAUCAUGCUUUAUGAAAUGAUUUCAGGUAUCAUACCCUUUGCUGCUUCUACACCAGCAGACAUGUAUGAACGUGUUCUUUAUGAUGAUCUUGUUUUCCCAGAGCAUUGCUUCGCUAGAGAUCCUGAAGUAGUAGAUUUAAUCUCAGGACUCUUGGAGAAGGACCCAUUAAAUCGUUUAGGCGCUGGAUUAGGUGGUGUCUUUGAAUUACGAAAUCACGCUUAUUUUAUUAAUCAUUUAAAUUGGAGAGAUGUUUACAGAAAGAGGACUCAACCCAUCUAUGUGCCCUAUCGUCUAUGUGAGACGGACUUGAGUCAUUUUGAUACGGAUUUUUUAAAUAUGUCAACUAGUGUGUUUGAUAAAGAAGAGGAUAUACAAUUACAUAGUGGCCUUUAUCCUGCAGGUUUGUCGGAAGAUGCAUUUCGAGGAUAUUCAUAUUAUCAUGAUGAUGAUGAUGAUAAUUCGCAAUCAUGUAAUGACAAUGGUUCAGAAUCUUUCUUUUUUGAUAAAGAUGAAGAUUAUAGCGAUUAUCAAUACUUUAAUAGUAGUAGUAUGAGUGAUCUUGAAGAAGAAGAAGAAGAAGAAGAUGAUAUAAUAGAUGUUCCUACUUCAAAACUGUCCUAUUACUAUUCACCUACAAUCAUUUGUAACAAGACACUUAAACGUAAAAGAUCCAUGAUCAUGGAUUCUUCUUCAUUUAGUUAUUUAUAG